AGCUCAACCCCCAGCACGGCUGCAUCCACCAUGUCCGUCUGCUCCAGCGACCUGAGCUAUGGCAGCCGCGUCUGCCUUCCUGGUUCCUGUGACUCUUGCUCCGACUCCUGGCAGGUGGACGACUGCCCAGAGAGCUGCUGUGAGCCCCCCUGCUGCGCCCCGGCCCCCUGCCUGAGCCUGGUCUGCACCCCAGUGAGCCGUGUAUCCAGCCCCUGCUGCCGAGUGACCUGUGAGCCCAGCCCCUGCCAAUCAGGCUGCACCAGCUCCUGCACGCCCUCGUGCUGCCAGCAGUCUAGCUGCCAGCCGGCUUGCUGCACCUCCUCCCCCUGCCAGCAGGCCUGCUGCGUGCCCGUCUGCUGCAAGACUGUCUGCUGCAAGCCUGUGUGCUGUAUGCCCGUCUGCUGUGGGCCUUCUUCUUCAUGCUGCCAGCAGUCUAGCUGCCAGCCAGCUUGCUGCAUCUCCUCCCCGUGUCAACAGUCCUGCUGUGUGCCCGUCUGCUGCAAGCCCAUCUGCUGUGUGCCUGUCUGCUCUGGGGCCUCCUCUCUGUGCUGCCAGCAGUCUAGCUGCCAGCCAGCUUGCUGCACCACCUCCUGCUGCAGACCCUCCUCCUCCGUGUCCCUCCUCUGCCGCCCUGUGUGCAGACCCGCCCGCCGCGUGCCCGUCCCCUCCUGCUGUGUCCCCACCUCCUCCUGCCAGCCAAGCUGCGGCCGCCUGGCCUCCUGCGGGUCCCUCCUCUGCCGCCCCACAUGUUCCCGCCUGGCCUGCUGAGGCCUCUGCUCAGGCCAGAAGUCCAGCUGCUGCCAGGCAUGUCCCCCAGGGCCACUGGGCACUAUGAGUCCCCCACCUCUCCCACUACUGGCCCCUCGGCUGCUC
This is a messenger RNA of Homo sapiens (human), 873 nucleotides long. It is a transcript of the gene KRTAP10-12, whose product is annotated as keratin associated protein 10-12. Bases 31 to 768 code for a protein of 245 amino acids. Gene Ontology annotation, cellular component: keratin filament; cytosol. The record is from RefSeq and is marked validated. The transcript has a single exon. Lineage: Eukaryota; Metazoa; Chordata; Mammalia; Primates; Hominidae.